UUUGGUCUGAAAACGCGGGUGGGUCUUCUCGAGCCAUGAGGACACUAGAUGCUGGCUUCCUUCUGCUCCUGGAGGUGCUGCUUCCGCCUGUGACACCUGCCCCAGCUGAGGCGUCUUCUUCGUCCUCCAAUCCAGGCAGCCCUCUCUCUUCCCUUGAAUAUGAACGUUUCUUCGCCUUGCUGACCCCAACCUGGAAGGCAGAGACCACCUGCCGCCUCCGUGCAACCCAUGGCUGCCGGAACCCCACUAUCCUCCAGUUGGACCAAUAUGAAAACCACGGAUUAGUACCAGAUGGUGCUGUCUGCUCCGACCUUCCUUAUGCCUCCUGGUUUGAGUCAUUCUGCCAGUUUUCUCAAUAUCGUUGCUCCAACCAUCUCUACUAUGCCAAGAGAGUCCGGUGCUCCCAGCCAGUCUCCAUUCUUUCCCCUAACACUCUCAAGGAAUUGGAGUCUUCAUCAGAAGUUGCUCCCACCACCAUGACCUCUGCCAUGGCAUCCCAUGCUACAGCCACAGAACGCCAGGCCUUCCAGCCCUGGCCUGAGCGGCUUAACAACAAUGUAGAGGAACUGCUGCAGUCAUCCUUGUCCCUGGGAGGCAAGGAGCAGCAGACUGAGCGUAAGCCGGGACAAGAACAGCACAAGCAGGAGCAAGGACAAGAACAUAAGCAAGAGGAAGGGCAGGAGCAAGAAGAGCAGGAAGAGGAGGAGGAAGAGGAGGAGACCAAACAGGAAGAGGGGCAGGGGACAGAAGAGAGCCUGGAGUCAAUGACCAGUCUGCAGACAGACUCAGAGCCUAGGUUUGAGUCUGAAUCUUUGUCUUCCAACCCUUCCUCCUUCACUCCCCGGGUCCGAGAAGUGGACUCUGCUCCUUUGAUGAUGGAGAAUAUCCAGAAGCUCAUUCAAUCAGCUCAAGAAAUGGAUGAUAUGAAUCAAAUGUACAAGGAAGAUUCCUCCUGGAGAGGCCAAAACUCUGGCAGCAUCCUGCAGCUGCCCCACAUGGACACCAUGAUAGUGCUGUGCUAUUCUAUUAUGGAGAAUACCUGCACCAUGACUCCCACAGCCAAGGCCUGGAGCUACAUGGAGGAGGAGAUCCUUGGCUUCGGGGAUUCGGUCUGUGACAGUCUUGGACGGCGACACACAGCUGCCUGUCCCCUCUGUGCAUUCUGUUCCCUGAAGUUGGAACAGUGCCACACUGAGGGCAACGUGCAACGGCAGCAGUGUGAUGCUUCCCACAAGACAUCCUUCAUCAGCCCCUUGCUCUCAGCCCAGAGCAUAUCCACCGGCAACCAGGCAGGGAUCCCGGAAGGAGGCCGCUUUUUUGGGCUAGAUAUGUACGGUGGGCUCCGCAUGGACUUCUGGUGUGCCCGGCUUGCCACAAAGGGCUGUGAAGAUAACAGAGUCUCCAGCUGGCUCAAGGCUGAGUUCCUUAGCUUCCAGGAAGGGGAUUUCCCCACCAAGGUUUGUGACACAGACUAUGUCCAGUACCCAAAUUACUGUUCCUUCAAAAGUCAACAGUGCCUGAUGAAAAACCAGAACCGAAAGGUGUCCCGCAUGAGAUGUCUGCAGAACGAGACAUACAACGUGUUGACUCCGGCUAAAAGUGAGGACAUUAUACUUCGAUGGAGCCAGGAGUUCAGCACUUUAACUCUAGGCCAGUUCGGAUGAACUGGGGUCUGUGCUGUCCCCACCCUAGCCCUUCCUUUCUACCUUUUCCAUUGCUUUUAGACCUCAUCUGUCAGUUGGCUUCUAGGUGCCCCUCACAGGUCUCUUACCUGGCCCCUACUCACAUUUUCCUUGGGUUGGGACAGCAGUCCCAGAGAGGUCUGUGAUGGGAACUCCAUCUGCUG
This is a messenger RNA of Nannospalax galili (Upper Galilee mountains blind mole rat), 1846 nucleotides long. RefSeq names its product acrosin binding protein (gene Acrbp). The transcript is spliced from 10 exons. Gene Ontology annotation, molecular function: protein binding. The record is from RefSeq and is a predicted model, not a curated record. Lineage: Eukaryota; Metazoa; Chordata; Mammalia; Rodentia; Spalacidae. The coding region runs from base 36 to 1664 and encodes 542 amino acids. Gene Ontology annotation, cellular component: nucleus; acrosomal vesicle.